GUUGUUGUCAUGUGAUUUUCUGGACAGCUGAGUGAAAAGAGAAUUUAGCUUAUUUAUUGAAAGAAAAGUUAAAAUUUUGUAUUUUUAUUUAUAUUUUCUUUAUCAAUAUGGAGUUAACAUCGAAUUCCAAAUUAACUUCUUUGUCCGAUGAUAUAGAAAAAGAAGGCAUUUUGGAUGCCACUGGAGCUUUACAACAGCGAGCAGCUGAAAUUCGUGGGCAGAUGGUUAAUUGGAUGUCAUAUUUGCAGAGCAAUAUGAUUACUCAAGAUGACUACAAUUUCAUAAUUGCCUUUGAUAAAGCCAGGGACAAGAAAGCUAGAGAUGCUAUUCUAGAAACUCAAGCCCAUCAGUGUUCUAAAACCUUCUUGAGUUUACUUGGUCACAUUUCUAAAGAUCAGACCCUGCAAUAUAUUCUAAUAAUGAUUGAUGACAUGUUGCAGGAAGACAAAUCUAGAGUUGAGCUGUUUAAGCCUACAAAAACGAAAAAGAAAAGUGAUUCUCUGUGGAGUCCAUUUCUCAGUCUGUUAAAUAGACCUGAUGGUUUCAUUACAAAUAUGACUAGUCGUAUUAUUGCAAAAUUGGCUUGCUGGAGCAAAGAGCUGAUGGAUGGAUCUGAUUUGAACUUUUACUUAACAUGGUUGAAAGAUCAGCUUCGCCAGCCUAACAAUGAAUAUAUCCAAUCAGUUGCACGUUGUUUGCAAAUGAUGCUUCGAAUAGAUGAAUAUAGACUAGCAUUUGUUGCUGUUGAUGGAAUAUCUAAAUUGGUAACUGUUUUAGCUGGUAAAGGCAACUAUCAGAUUCAGUAUCAGCUUAUAUUUUGUGUGUGGGUAAUGACAUUCAAUGUUACAUUGGCAGAAAAAAUGAACAAAUUCAAUGUCAUACCAAUUCUGUCAGAUAUUUUGAGUGAAUGUCCUAAAGAAAAAGUUACAAGAAUAAUCUUAGCUACUCUAAGGAAUUUGAUUGAAAAACCUGAUGACAGUGCCAUCAGCAGAGAUAAUGCUAUUGCAAUGGUUCAUUGUAAAGUUUUGAAGCAGUUGGACAUUCUGCAGAGCAGGAGAUUUGAUGAUCCUGAUAUUGUUGAGGAUCUUGAAUUUUUGACAGAAACUCUUCAAACCAGCAUUCAGGAUUUGAGCUCCUUUGACGAAUAUUCUACAGAAGUGAAAUCUGGAAGGUUAGAAUGGAGUCCAGUACACAAUUCAGAAAAGUUCUGGAGAGAAAAUACUCCUCGUCUAAAUGAAAAAAAUUAUGAAUUGCUUAAGAUUUUAAUUUAUCUUCUGGAGACCAGUAAGGAUCCCUUGGUGUUGAGUGUAGCUGCACAUGACAUUGGGGAAUAUGUUCGACAUUAUCCUCGAGGAAAACACAUUAUUGAAGGAUUAGGUGGUAAGCAGCAAGUUAUGCACCUUCUUUCUCAUGAUGACCCCAAUGUUAGGUAUCAAGCACUGUUAUGUGUUCAGAAACUGAUGGUCCAUAACUGGGAAUACCUCGGCAAACAGCUUGAAAAGGAAACUAGUCAAGCUAUCCCAGCAAAAGGAUAGAUUAAUAAAUUGCUAAAUGAUUGACCAGGUUCUUGGUUUCAAUAUUCUUUGUAUGUAAUGGAAAAUAAUUGCUUCAUAUAUAGCCAAGGAUCAACUUCUAGUGUGUUUUGUGAGUAUAGUAAUGUUUUGUUGUGUGAUGGUUAUCAUGACUAUACAUUCCAGAUGUCAUUGGAAAGUGCUGGUGGAAUAUAAGAUUUUCUGAUUUUUGGUAGUGACAAAUGUGAUUUAUUUUGGAUGCUGUUAACUCUAGUCUUCAUAUGAUGUUUAAUGAUAUUAGCAAUUAUUAAUAUCUCCUUUGGAGGAAUUUCUGAGAAACUGAUUGUUUAAAUUAUUUUAUUGAUGUUUUUUUAUCACUUUUGUAAGUUCCUUUGAAACUCAUAUUUUUGUAUAUAAUUGAAGUAUGUAAUUUAUUAAAUCGAACAUUAAUUUUAUUUAAAAUAUGAAAAAUAUUGUUAAUUCUUCUAUAUUCAAAGUUUAAAACAAAGCAAUAGUAACUGAAUCAGAUAAUUAUAAUCCAUGGAAAUACUUGU
Molecule: messenger RNA, 2065 nt
Organism: Argiope bruennichi
Lineage: Eukaryota; Metazoa; Arthropoda; Arachnida; Araneae; Araneidae
Gene: VhaSFD
Product: V-type proton ATPase subunit H-like
Exons: 13
Coding region: 108-1535 (475 amino acids)
Biological process (GO): proton transmembrane transport
Cellular component (GO): vacuolar proton-transporting V-type ATPase, V1 domain; lysosomal membrane
Molecular function (GO): proton-transporting ATPase activity, rotational mechanism
Source: RefSeq, a predicted model, not a curated record